Nerophis lumbriciformis (worm pipefish) is the source of this 1767-nucleotide messenger RNA. Lineage: Eukaryota; Metazoa; Chordata; Actinopteri; Syngnathiformes; Syngnathidae. The record is from RefSeq and is a predicted model, not a curated record.
AUGCAAGAGACGUACUUCCUUUCCCAUGACACACACGGUCGAGUCAAGAUAAAGUCCACCGCCCAGCAAGAGGAGGAGAAAAGAAAGGAAAGAGAGAAGAAACUCAAAAUAUACACGGCAGCGCGAGACGCCUGUUUUUCCAAGAGGAAGGAGGGAAUUUGUGAUGAUGAAGCUCUCAACUUGACCCAGCAGCUGCUAUCGUCAAACCCUGACUUUGCAACACUUUGGAAUUACAGAAGAGAGAUCCUUAUGCACCAGGAGACUGUCAAAGAUGAGAGUGAAGUACAAAAGAUGUACCAGGCCGAGCUGUCUUUUCUGGAGUCUUGCCUGAAAGUCAACCCAAAGUCAUACGGCAGCUGGCACCACAGAAGCUGGGUUUCGGAACGGGCGCCUCAAAUGGACUGGGGCCGUGAGUUGAACCUGUGUGACCGCUGCCUCAGCCUGGAUGACCGCAACUUUCACUGCUGGGAUUACCGCCGUAUCGUGGUGAAGAAAUCCACAGUCCCUGUGAAAAAGGAGUUGGAGUUCACGGAUCGUCUCAUCGGCUCCAACUUUUCCAACUACUCCAGCUGGCAUUACCGCAGUACCCUGUUACCGCUGCUUCACCCCCAGUCUCCCGAAUCCGCCCCCCCGUCAGGCUCAUUGCCACCCUCGCCGCAGAACCACUCCCAUCGCGUCUGUGGAGAGCAGCUGCUCAAAGAAUACGAGCUGGUGCAGAAUGCUUUCUUUACCGACCCCAACGAUCAGAGUGCUUGGUUCUAUUAUCGUUGGCUGCUUGGCAGAGCCGAACGUGAAGAGAUGAUAAGUUGUGUUUUCAUCAGUCGGGACGAAGAGAGCGUGGCUGUCGCCUUUUCGAGACCAGUCAAUGCGCAGUCCGGUGGCUUGCUGCUGGUGCUUGACGGUCAGCCACAACAGGUGGACUGGAGGAGUGUCCACCCACGAUUUAAGCACAGUCCUGUAUGGAUAUGCAAUCUUCCUCCUGGUUCAAUCGGCGACAUCGCUAAUGAACACAAUCUGACGGUGCAUUGGUCCGAAAAACACAUUCGUCGAGACUGCGCGCUGUACACAGGUCGAAGUGAAAGUUGGUGUCGUGACUCUGCCACUGAUCAAGAGCUCUUUAGGAGUGAGCUCUCAGUGGAGAAAAGCUCAGUGCUGCAGUCCGAGCUACAAUCAUGUAACCAGCUGCUAGAACUGGAGCCGCUCAAUAAGUGGUGCUUGCUGACCAUCAUCCUACUGAUGAGGGCGCUAGACCCCCUCGGCUAUGAGAAGGAGACGCUCACUCAUUUCCAAACUCUCAAAGAAGUGGAUUCCAUGCGCUUUGCCUAUUACAGCGACCUGUGCAGCAAGUUUAUGAUCGAAAACACCAUUUUAAAAAUGGAGUACGCUGAAGUGCGCGUCUUCAGCGUCGUCAACAAGAACCUGACCACCUUGUGCCAUUUGGACCAGCUGCUCCUAAUCACUCACAUCAAUCUGUCCUCUAACCAGCUGCGACAAAUUUCCGCUCACUUCUCCAUGCUACAGUGCCUGGAGGUUUUGGAGGCUGAUGACAACAUCAUCGAAAACUUGGAAGGAGUCUACCGCCUGCCCAAACUAGAGGAGGUUCUCUUGAAGAAUAACAACAUUUCCACGCUGGAGGCUCUCCGGCCACUCGCCUCCUGCCCUAAGCUGCGGCACCUAGAUCUCCGCGGUAACCCCGUCGCUCAGAGCUCUGACGCAGAGUCGCGGCUCGCCGAGCUCUUGCCUUCCGUGGAAUGUCUAUUGCUCUGA